AUGACAGAUCUCCGCACGAUGGCGCAGCCGCUUGUGAAGAAAGACGAUGAUCGCGAUGAGGAAGCUGAGUUCUCCCCAUUUUUGGGGAUUGAGAAGGGUGCUGUGUUACAGGAAGCGAGGGUUUUCAAUGACCCUCAGUUGGAUGCAAGAAGAUGUUCACAGGUCAUCACGAAGCUUCUGUAUCUUCUGAAUCAGGGUGAAACUUUCACAAAGGUCGAAGCUACAGAAGUAUUUUUUGCUGUUACCAAGCUCUUUCAGUCCAAAGACACUGGUCUGAGAAGGAUGGUGUAUCUAAUGAUUAAAGAACUUUCGCCCUCUGCAGAUGAGGUUAUUAUUGUCACUAGCUCCCUGAUGAAGGACAUGAAUAGCCGUACUGAUAUGUAUCGAGCAAAUGCUAUACGUGUCCUUUGUCGGAUUACUGACGGGACACUUUUGACACAAAUUGAGAGAUACCUAAAGCAGGCUAUAGUGGACAAAAACCCAGUAGUUGCAAGUGCUGCCCUUGUGAGUGGUUUUCAUCUACUGCAGACCAAUCCGGAGAUAGUCAAGAGAUGGAGUAAUGAAGUGCAAGAAGCAGUGCAAUCACGGGCUGCACUUGUACAAUUCCAUGCGCUUGCUCUGCUCCACCAGAUAAGACAAAAUGAUCGGUUGGCUGUGAGCAAGUUAGUUACCAGCUUGACGAAGGGGACUGUUCGUUCUCCUUUAGCUCAAUGCCUUUUGAUCCGCUACACAAGCCAGGUUAUCAGAGAGUCAAGUGUUAAUUCACAAACAGGAGACCGGCCAUUCUAUGACUAUCUUGAGAGUUGUCUCCGCCACAAAGCUGAAAUGGUUAUUUUCGAAGCAGCUAAGGCAAUCACAGAAUUAAGCAAUGUCUCUACCCGGGAGUUGACUCCUGCCAUAACUGUUCUACAACUUUUCUUAAGUUCUUCUAAGCCAGUGCUAAGGUUUGCUGCUGUCCGGACUUUGAACAAGGUAGCUAUGACACAUCCCAUGGUUGUUACAAAUUGUAAUAUAGACAUGGAAAGCUUGAUUUCGGACCAGAAUAGAAGCAUAGCAACUCUUGCCAUUACCACUCUGCUGAAAACAGGCAACGAAUCUAGUGUUGAUCGGUUGAUGAAGCAGAUCACAAAUUUCAUGUCUGAUAUUGCUGAUGAAUUCAAGAUAGUUGUUGUAGAAGCUAUAAGAUCACUAUGUCUGAAGUUCCCCCUCAAGUACAGAUCUCUGAUGAAUUUUUUAAGCAGUAUUUUGAGGGAAGAGGGUGGUUUUGAAUACAAAAAGGCAAUUGUUGAUUCAAUUGUGAUCUUAAUUAGAGAUAUACCAGAUGCCAAAGAAAGUGGACUGCUGCACUUGUGUGAAUUUAUUGAAGAUUGUGAAUUCACAUAUCUUUCUACGCAGAUACUUCACUUUCUUGGAAAUGAGGGACCCAAGACAUCAGAUCCCAGUAAAUAUAUCCGUUAUAUUUACAACCGGGUGAUACUUGAAAAUGCUACCGUCCGAGCGAGUGCUGUAAGCACACUGGCGAAAUUUGGUGCUGUGGUUGAUUCACUGAAACCUCGUGUAUUCAUUUUGUUGAGGCGUUGCCUUUACGACAACGAUGAUGAGGUUCGAGACAGAGCUACACUGUAUUUGAAAACUCUUGGAGAUGGUUCAGUUACUGAAACUGACAAAGAUGUCAAGGACUUUUUGUUUGGUCCGCUUGAUAUACCACUGGCAAAUAUGGAGACUAGUUUGAAAAAUUAUGUGCAGAACCCCAUGGAAGAGCCUUUUGAUAUUAAUUCUGUCCCUAAAGAUGUUAGGUCCCAGCCUCUUGCUGAGAAGAAGGCCAUAGGCAAAAAGCAGACUGGUUUGGGUGCUCCACCCCCUGCCCCCACCUCUGCAGCUGAUGCUUAUGAAAGGCUUCUCUCUGCUAUUCCUGAAUUUGGAAGUUUCGGAAAGCUUUUCAAGUCAUCACCGCCUGUGGAGCUUACAGAAGAAGAAACCGAGUAUGCAGUUAAUGUUGUCAAGCACAUAUUUGACAGCCAUGUGGUGUUUCAAUACAACUGCACAAAUACUAUACCAGAGCAGCUGCUUGAAAAUGUGACCGUUAUUGUGGAUGCUUCUGAAGCUGAGGAAUUCUCUGAAGUAGGUGCAAAACCGUUAAAGUCGCUUCCAUAUGAUACACCAGCGCAAACUUUCGUGGCUUUUGAGAAACCUGAAGGAAUCCCUGCAGUCGGAAAACUCUCAAACGUGUUGAGAUUUACUGUUAAAGAGGUCGAUCCAUCUACUGGUGAGGCCGAAGACGAUGGUGUGGAGGACGAAUACCAGCUAGAGGAUUUCGAAGUUGUGGCUGCUGAUUAUAUUCUGAAAGUUGGAGUCUCCAACUUUAAGAAUGCCUGGGAAAGCAUGGAUCCCGAUUCUGAGCGUGUAGAUGAAUAUGGACUUGGGCCUAGAGAAAGCCUUUCUGAAGCUGUAAAUGCAGUCAUCAAUCUCCUUGGCAUGCAACCCUGUGAGGGUACGGAAGUGGUCCCCAGCAACUCAAGAUCACACACAUGUUUGCUAUCGGGUGUUUACAUUGGGAAUGUGAAGGUGCUCGUGCGGUUAUCAUUUGGUAUUGAUGGGUCAAAAGAGGUGGCUAUGAAGUUAGCUGUAAGAUCCGAUGAUGUGAAUGUUAGUGAUGCCAUCCACGAAAUUGUUGCUAGUGGGUAA
This is a messenger RNA of Striga hermonthica, 2685 nucleotides long. NCBI's taxonomy places the organism in Eukaryota, Viridiplantae, Streptophyta, Magnoliopsida, Lamiales, Orobanchaceae. The record is from the annotation of a GenBank genome assembly.